AUGGCAGUACUCAGCCUGUGGCCCUGGGGAACCUGCAUACUUGGGAUCCUUCUCUCCUGGGGACUUGGCCUGGACACUUUGGAGGUGUGCCCCAGUCUGGACAUACGCUCCGAGGUGGCAGAGCUGCGGCGGCUGGAGAACUGCAGUGUGGUGGAGGGCCACCUGCAGAUCCUGCUCAUGUUCACAGCCACUGGGGAGGACUUCCGGGGCCUCAGCUUCCCCCACCUCACCCAGGUCACGGACUACCUGCUGCUCUUUCGUGUCUAUGGCCUGGAGAGCCUGCGGGACCUCUUCCCCAACCUGGCGGUGAUCCGCGGUGCUCGCCUCUUCCUGGGCUACGCGCUGGUUAUCUUUGAGAUGCCACACCUGCGUGACCUGGGGCUGCCUGCGCUGGGUGCCGUGCUGCGUGGGGCAGUGCGUGUGGAGAAGAACCAGGAGCUGUGCCACCUGUCCACCAUCGACUGGGGACUUUUGCAGCCCGCGCCUGGGGCCAACCACAUCGUGGGCAACAAACUGGGUGCAGAGUGUGCUGACGUGUGCCCAGGUGUGCUGGGCGCCUCUGGUGAGCCUUGUGCCAGGACCACCUUCAGUGGGCACAGUGACUACAGGUGCUGGACCUCCAGCCACUGCCAGAGAGUGUGUCCCUGCCCCCGUGGGCUGGCCUGCACAGCGAGGGGCGAAUGCUGCCACACCGAGUGCCUGGGGGGCUGCAGCCAGCCCGAAGACCCCCGUGCCUGUGUAGCCUGCCGCCACCUCUACUUCCAGGGUGCUUGCCUCCGCACCUGCCCUCCAGGCACCUACCAGCAUGAGUCUUGGCGCUGCAUCACGGCCGAGCACUGUGCCAGCCUGCACUCCAUGCCUGGCCGUGCCUCUGCAUUUGGUAUCCACCAGGGCAGCUGCCUGGCCCAAUGCCCCCCAGGUUUCACGCGUAAUGACAGCAGCAUCUUCUGCCACAAAUGUGAAGGGCUGUGCCCCAAAGAGUGCAAGGUUGGCACCAAGACCAUCGACUCGGCGCAGGCAGCACAGGAUCUGGCAGGCUGUACUCACGUGGAAGGAAGCCUCAUCCUCAACUUGCGCCAGGGCUACAACCUGGAGCCGGAGCUGCAGCGCAGCCUGGGGCUGGUGGAGACCAUCACUGGCUUCCUCAAAAUCAAGCACUCCUUUGCUCUUGUGUCCCUGGGCUUCUUCAAGAACCUCAAACUGAUCCGGGGGGACGUCAUGGUGGAUGGGAACUACACUCUGUAUGUGCUGGACAACCAGAACCUGCAGCAGCUGGGCUCCUGGGUAGCCACCGGCCUCACCAUCCCUGUGGGCAAGAUCUACUUUGCCUUCAACCCGCGCCUCUGCCUGGAGCACAUCUACCGUCUGGAGGAGGUGACCGGCACCAGGGGCCGGCAAAACAAGGCCGAGAUCAACCCCCGCACCAACGGAGACCGAGCCGCCUGUCAGACUCGCACCCUGCGCUUCGUGUCCAACACCACGGAGACAAACCGCAUCCUGCUGCGAUGGGAGCGCUACGAGCCACAGGAGGCCCGCGACCUGCUCAGCUUCAUCGUGUACUACAAGGAGUCCCCAUUCCAGAAUGCCACAGAGCACGUGGGCCCGGAUGCCUGUGGAGCCCAGAGCUGGAACCUGCUAGAUGUGGAGCUGCCCCUAAGCCGCACCCAGGAGCCUGGGGUGACACUGGCCCCCCUCAAGCCCUGGACACAGUAUGCAGUGUUUGUGCGGGCCAUCACGCUGACCACCGCGGAGGACAGCCCCCAUCCAGGAGCCCAGAGCCCCAUCAUCUACCUCCGCACCCUGCCGGCAGCGCCCACGGUGCCCCAAGACGUCAUUUCCACGUCUAACUCGUCCUCCCACUUGCUGGUGCGCUGGAAGCCACCGACGCAGCGCAAUGGAAACAUCACCUACUACCUGGUGCUGUGGCAGCGACUGGCAGAGGACGGCGACCUCUACCUCAAUGACUACUGCCACCGUGGCUUGCGGCUGCCCACCAGCAACACCGACCCCCGCUUCGACCGUGAAGGCGGGGAACUUGAGGCGGAGUCGGAGCCUGGCUGCUGCCCUUGCCAAGACCCACACCCUGGACAGGGAUCGCCCUCACUGGAGGCACAAGAGGCUUCUUUCCAGAAGAAGUUUGAGAACUUUCUACACAACGCCAUCACCAUCCCCAAGUCCCCUUGGAAGGUCACGUCCAUUCAUAAGAGUCCCCACAGUGACUCCGGGCGGUACCGACGCUCCGCCGGAACCCUCCGACUUGGGGACAAUAGCUCGGAUUUCGAGAUCCAGGAGGACAAGGUGCCCCGGGAGCGAGCGGUGCUGAGCGGCUUGCGCCACUUCACCGAAUACCGAAUCGACAUCCAUGCCUGCAACCACGCGGCGCACACGGUGGGCUGCAGCGCCGCCACUUUCGUCUUUGCGCGCACCAUGCCGGAUAGAGAGGCCGAUGGCAUCCCGGGGAAGGUGGCCUGGGAGGCCGCCAGCCGGAGCAGUGUCCUUCUACGCUGGCUGGAGCCCCCGGACCCCAAUGGACUGGUCCUCAAGUAUGAGAUCAAGUACCGCCGCCUAGGAGAGGAGGCCACUGUGCUGUGUGUGUCCCGUCUGAGAUACGCCAAGUUAGGGGGGGUGCAACUGGCCCUGCUCCCCCCGGGAAAUUACUCCGCGAGGGUUCGAGCCACUUCGCUGGCUGGCAAUGGCUCCUGGACCGACAGUGUGGCCUUCUACAUCCCCGGCCCAGAGGAGGAGGACUCUGGCAGCCUGCAUGUGCUCCUUACUGUCACCCCCGUGGGCCUCAUGCUGCUUAUCAUCCUUGCUGCCCUGGGGCUCUUCUACGGUAGGAAGAGAAACAGCACCCUGUAUGCCUCUGUGAACCCCGAAUACUUCAGCGCCUCUGAGAUGUACGUCCCUGACGAAUGGGAGGUGCCCCGGGAGCAAAUUUCCAUCCUCCGGGAACUGGGCCAGGGCUCUUUUGGGAUGGUAUACGAGGGUCUGGCCCGAGGACUGGAGGCUGGAGAGGAGUCCACGCCCGUGGCCCUGAAAACAGUGAAUGAGCUGGCCAGCCUCCGCGAACGCGUUGAAUUCCUCAAGGAAGCUUCUGUCAUGAAGGCCUUCAAGUGCCACCACGUGGUACGUCUCCUAGGUGUGGUGUCUCAGGGUCAGCCUACCCUGGUCAUCAUGGAGCUGAUGACCCGGGGAGACCUCAAGAGCCACCUUCGAUCCUUACGACCUGAGGCAGAGAACAACCCUGGGCUCCCCCGGCCAGCUCUGGGGGAUAUGAUGCAGAUGGCUGGGGAGAUCGCAGAUGGUAUGGCCUACCUUGCCGCCAACAAGUUCGUGCACCGAGACCUGGCAGCCCGCAACUGUAUGGUGUCCCAGGACUUGACCGUCAAGAUUGGGGAUUUCGGGAUGACCCGGGACGUGUACGAGACCGAUUAUUACCGCAAGGGGGGGAAGGGGCUGCUGCCCGUGCGCUGGAUGGCCCCUGAGUCCCUCAAGGACGGCAUUUUCACCACCCACUCGGAUGUCUGGUCCUUUGGAGUGGUGCUCUGGGAGAUCGUGACCCUGGCCGAGCAGCCCUACCAGGGUCUCUCGAAUGAGCAGGUGCUCAAGUUCGUCAUGGAUGGCGGGGUGCUGGAGGAGCUGGAGAGCUGUCCCCUGCAGCUGCAGGAAUUGAUGAGCCGCUGCUGGCAGCAGAAUCCGCGCCUGCGACCCACCUUCACCCACAUCCUGGACAGCAUACAGGGGGAGCUGCGGCCCUCCUUCCGUCUGCUCUCCUUCUAUCACAGCCCAGCAUGCAGGGGGGCACGGGGCUCCCUGCUGCCUUCCGAGGCAGAGCCUGACUCCUCACCCGCCCUGAAAGGGUCCUCCUCAGACUGCAGCCCUCAAAAUGGGAGCCUGAGGCACUAAGGGCAGUGGGUCCCUUCCCCAGCUUACAGGCUUCCCAUGGGCAGAAAGGAAUCGACCUGA
This is a messenger RNA of Ochotona princeps (American pika), 3966 nucleotides long. It is a transcript of the gene INSRR, whose product is annotated as insulin receptor related receptor. The transcript is spliced from 22 exons. Lineage: Eukaryota; Metazoa; Chordata; Mammalia; Lagomorpha; Ochotonidae. The record is from RefSeq and is a predicted model, not a curated record. Gene Ontology annotation, molecular function: phosphatidylinositol 3-kinase binding; insulin receptor activity; ATP binding. Bases 1 to 3906 code for a protein of 1301 amino acids. Gene Ontology annotation, cellular component: axon; insulin receptor complex; membrane. Gene Ontology annotation, biological process: positive regulation of phosphatidylinositol 3-kinase/protein kinase B signal transduction; positive regulation of kinase activity; regulation of JNK cascade.